Messenger RNA from Sclerotinia borealis F-4128, 288 nucleotides. Lineage: Eukaryota; Fungi; Ascomycota; Leotiomycetes; Helotiales; Sclerotiniaceae. The record is from the annotation of a GenBank genome assembly.
AUGCGUGGAAGUAAACUCAACACUUCUCAGCCAACUCCAACCUCUUUGAGAGAUCAAAGUCAAGAACGGCAGGAUGAUGAAAUGAAAUCGCUCGAAGCAAAAGAUGAAUCACUACAAGAAGAGAUAGUAUCAUUGCUAGCAAAAGAGUCAUCUUUGCAAGCAGAGACUGAGAAGUUUGAAAAAGAACUGGCGAAGAACAAAAGCGAGAUUGCUGAAUAUAAGAAACGAAACUCGCAGCUUAGAGAUAACAUUAAAUUAUUGAGAGAGGCAGACGAGGGUUCCAAAUGA